Fusarium mangiferae is the source of this 1695-nucleotide messenger RNA. Its product is annotated as putative POB3 protein, that binds to DNA polymerase I. The transcript has 4 exons. Bases 1 to 1695 code for a protein of 564 amino acids. Gene Ontology annotation, cellular component: nucleus; FACT complex. The record is from RefSeq and is a predicted model, not a curated record. Lineage: Eukaryota; Fungi; Ascomycota; Sordariomycetes; Hypocreales; Nectriaceae. Gene Ontology annotation, molecular function: nucleosome binding; DNA binding; histone binding.
AUGACUGCUAUCGAGAGCUUCGAUAACAUCUACUUGGAUCUCUCCAAGGAGAGCGGAAAGUGCAGAUUCGCAGAGACCGGUUUCGGAUGGAAGCCUGUGGGCGGCGGCGAUACCUUCACCCUCGAUCACAACAACAUCGCCUCUGCACAAUGGAGUCGCGCUGCCAAGGGCUAUGAGAUCAAGAUUGUACAGCGCGCCAAAUCCGGCAUAAUCCAGCUCGAUGGCUUCCAACAAGAAGAUUACGACCGCCUUGCCAAGGUCUUCAAGAACUGGUACAGCACUGUCCUUGAGAGCAAGGAGCAUGCACUGCGAGGCUGGAACUGGGGCAAAGCCGAGUUUUCCAAGUCCGAACUCACAUUCAGCGUCCAAAACCGGCCCGCAUUCGAAUUGGCCUACUCGGAAAUUGGAAACACCAACCUCGCUGGCCGCAACGAGGUGGCAGUAGAGAUGGCACUCCCUGAUACAGGCGCUAAUGCCCAGCUCGGUGGUGCCAGGUCGAAAGGAUCCAAGGCUGCCGCUGGUCGGGACCAGCUUGUCGAGAUGCGAUUCUACAUCCCUGGUGUUACGACUCGCAAGGAGGCUGAAGGAGAGGACGCAGGCAGCGAUGCCGGUAACGACGAGCAGGAAAAGAAUGCCGCUACUCUGUUUUAUGAGACUCUGAUUGACAAGGCUGAGAUUGGCGAGACUGCUGGCGAUACUAUCGCCACUUUCCUGGAUGUCCUACAUCUCACGCCCAGAGGUCGUUUUGAUAUCGACAUGUACGAAGCCUCUUUCCGACUCCGAGGCAAAACCUACGACUACAAGAUUCAAUACGAGGCCAUCAAGAAGUUCAUGGUACUUCCAAAGCCUGACGAGGUGCACUACAUGCUUGUUAUGGGUCUGGAUCCGCCCCUGCGUCAAGGUCAAACGCGAUACCCCUUCGUUGUGAUGCAGUUUAAGAAGGACGAGGAAGUCACUAUUGACCUUAACUUGAACGAGGACGAGCUUAAGAGCAAGUACCAAGACAAGCUGGAACCUCAUUACGAGGAACCCCUCCACCAAGUUGUCGCCAAGAUCUUCCGUGGUCUGGGUAACAGGAAGAUUUCAUCCCCUGCCAAGGACUUCAUCACACACCGCAGCCAAUACGGCAUCAAGUGCUCUAUCAAGGCAAGCGAGGGUUUCCUCUACUGUCUGGAGAAGGCCUUCAUGUUCGUGCCCAAGCCCGCUGUCUACAUCGCCUACGAACAGACACAAUCGGUUACUUUCUCUCGUGUCAGCGGAGCUGUUUCAGCACUAUCGACAUUUGACAUCACAGUUCUCUUAAAGAAUGGUGCCGGCUCGUCCCAGUUCAGCAAUAUCAGUCGUGAGGACCUCAAGGCCCUUGAAAGCUUCUUCAAGCUCAAAGGAUUGCGGGUCAAGAACGAGAUUGACGAGGAUGCCAACCUCCUUGCUGCCGCCCUCGAUCAGCAGAUGGAUGACUCCGAGGACGAAGUUGCCGCCAAGGCUGAUCGUGGCUCCGCUGAUGAGGAUGAGGAGAGCGUGGAUGAGGACUUCCGAACUGAUAGCGAAAGCGAUGUAGCAGAGGAGUACGACAGUGCCCACGAGAGCUCUGGCUCAGGCAGUGACGAGAGCAAUGUGGAUGAAGAUGAAGAACGGGAUGAUGAUGACGAGGACGCUGAAGAGGAGCGUCCCAAGAAGAAGAAGAAGACAGGCUAA